Neocloeon triangulifer is the source of this 2649-nucleotide messenger RNA. RefSeq names its product transmembrane protein 47. Bases 315 to 938 code for a protein of 207 amino acids. The transcript has 7 exons. Gene Ontology annotation, cellular component: cell-cell junction; membrane. Gene Ontology annotation, biological process: cell-cell adhesion. Lineage: Eukaryota; Metazoa; Arthropoda; Insecta; Ephemeroptera; Baetidae. The record is from RefSeq and is a predicted model, not a curated record.
CCCGAUGUUUCAUAGAGACAUCGCCGCCAUGGCCUCGACAAAAGGUUCGGCUCGGGCAGCUGCAGUGAGUGGUGGAUUUAGCUUUGAAGGAGACUCUUUGCCCGAUUUCAGUGAGUUUGACUCGACUUCAGUGGUUCUGGAUUACCAAAACGAGAGUGAACACUUGAGUCAAGACAAGAUUCCCUUGUGCCAGUGUGUCGUGUGCUGACUCGCCUGCUUGCUCGCCAACUUUUUGACCCCGAUAGCAACCCUCAGCGACUAAGCUGCGGCCCAACAACCUUCACAUCCCUAACAGGCGCCCUUCUGAGGGCAAAAUGGCGCCCACGACCACCAUCGAGACAGUGACCAUCACGCGACCCCUCAAGGUCAUCGCGUUCAUCUGCGGGAUCAUCGUGGUGAUGCUGAUGGUGAUGGCCCUGGCGAGCACCGACUGGCUGAUGGCGGCCGGCUGGCGUCAAGGCCUCUUCAUGCACUGCAUCAGCGACGACGCGCCCACGCCACUGCCCUUCAACAUUGUCGCCGACCCAGACUGCUACCCCGCCAGAGACGUCGCGUAUAUCAAAGCAGCAGCAGCUCUGUGUGUGGUUUGUCUGCUGACCGACUUGUUCGCCACCCUGAUGGCCGGCCUCGGGCUGCGCAGCACCGACCACCGCAAAAAGUACACCUACUACCGAGUGGCCGUUUACAUCAUGAUCCUCUCACUGAUCUCGCUGCUGCUGGCCCUGGUCAUCUACCCCGUCUACUUUGCCUCCGAGCUGAAAGAAGGUAAGGCAGGAAACCGGACAGUGUGGGAGUUCGGCUGGGCCUACGGAGUGGGCUGGGGCGCUGCCAUCUUCCUCUUCGGUGGAGUCAUCCUGCUGUUGUGCGACAAGGAGUCGGAAGAGAUCUACUACAAGGAGCGCAAGAUUGUCCAUGACACGGACUCUACGAGAGCCUAGUGGGUCCGGCAGGGCACGAAGCACCCUCCUCCACCCCCUCUCCCUGACGUGACGCUGUAAUUUCGAGUAAAAGAGCUAUCAAAAGGACCAUCGGAGUUAGAAAACCGAAAAACGCAUAUUUCGCGAAUUAGCCGCCUUGGAACUAAAAGAGACGCAAAUUCAAAAGAUGAGGAAACUUUUAGUAGAUCAUUAUGGUCCUGAUGAGGGGCCUAGUCGAAUGGAAGUCAGCAGCGUAACGUCAUGGAGUUGUGUGGAGGAGAGAUAAGCUCGUCUCCCUGCCUACUGUGGUUGUCAGCUUUCCUUUGUUGUUGUUUUUUGGUUUCUGCUUUUUGAUGAUGAUGAAAAAAAUAUGACGACAAAACAAUGAGAACUCCUAAACAGAGGUUUAACAUUAAUACUACUAAACUACCAUAUAACAAUGAAGAAGCUGGUGUUUUUGAGAUGUGAACGAGAGUUAAUCGUCCAACGUAGCUGCUUUGGCACGGCAUCUUUAUAACCUUGUUGUCCCUGAAUUCCUAAUAAUAUGUGACCAUUUGUAAUUUUUAUAUAUGAAAAAAAAGAAGAAAGUAUUUAAAUAACAGUGUGACUGAAUGAGAUUAGAUUUAAUGAAAACACAGAAUGUUAUAUUGUACUACGGAGUUAACUGUAUAUUCAUGUGAAAUCAAUUCAACAAUUACUAUAUAAAUUAUGUAUUUAAAUGGAAACGAGAAAUGUUUGCUUUCGGGGAUUGUGAAACAAUUCAAAGGAACUGCUUCGUCAAUUGCAGAGAGAAGCAAAACUAUUUGUAUAAUCUAUACUAUGUAACACAAAUUUCCAGACUACUUUACCCGAGACAUUACAUAGCACUACAACACUGUUUGCCACUCACCUCACUGUUGGCUCAUUCAUUUUGAUUAAUUAAAAGGCACUUCUGUUACAAUCAAUUUCCUAAAUGUUCAAGAAUAUCAAAUGCAUUUAAAUCUUGCUAUACUAACAGCUGUCUUUUUGAAAAUGUCUGUUUUCCGUAUUGUAAUUUAUACUAGUUCUGACUAAUCAUCACUUUUUAUGUCAUGAAAAUUUAUACCUUGGCAAACAGAAAAAGUAAAACCUGUUUUAGUCCGUUUUGCAGCUAACGAAGAAUGGUGUAUUAUAACAAAUUAUAUUCAAAGCAUAGUGUUAAAAGCAAAAUAAUGUCUUCUAGUCACCUUUGUCGGAAAAUCUCUCUAGCACUUCUUCCACCUACAUACAUGUAACGCAAAGAGAACUAAUAUAUUUAUUAUUAUGUAAUCCAACUUAUAUUGUACAUGUACUUACACUCAAGCAACUUGUCGUUGCAUUGAAGCAUAAAUUAUUCACGUUCUCGCCAUUAUCCAUUUAGAAAAGAAAUAACCAUCAUAAUAUAAAUUUGGUUAGUAACUGUGAUUGAAAAAUGAACUUCGAAUUUUCAUUGCGCUGCUGUAGAUUUUUGUUAGGAAUCAUUUCAAAAUUUUGACGCUGUACAAAAGAGCCAUAUCGCUGCUCAUGACAUAUCCAAGCAGUUGUUACCAGAAACAAGUAAAUUAAUUAAUGCUAUGCGCCCCAAACUUCUUGAUAUAAAAUCAUUCGAAUUAAUGCCCUUCCUGUAUUUAAACAAAACUAACGAAUAUUACAUUGUCGGAAUGUUCUACACGUAUGUACUGAAUUCAUUUCAUUCGGUUUAGAGAAAAUAAAACCCUUUAAAAUUGCCUAACAU